UCUCUGCAGUGUUGGGCUGUGUGCGUGUUCUCUCCCUCUCUCUUGCUCUCUUUCUCUGAGGGCAGCGGUACUGGAAGUUGCUGCUAAAGGGUCCAAGUGGUGCAGGGAUUCAGCCCAGAUGCUCUUUAAACAGGCAGAUCUGUGGAUGCCCCACCAAGGCAAAUGCAGCAAAGAUGAGAUGACCUCAAGUUUGGGCCUGACCACAAAGAAGGCCCUCACUAUCCUGAGAGACCAGCUGUCAGCACUGCUGGAAGGGCAUCGGAAGGAAAGGAAGAAGGUGAUUUCAUGGAAGGAGGUGUGGAAGAGCAGUUUCCUGUACCAUGGUAACCGUUGUUCCUGUUUCCAUUGGCCGGGUGCAUCUCUGAUGCUGCUAGCAGUGCUGCUGCUGUUGUGCUGCUGCGGGAGCCAGCCAGAAGGGAGCCAAGGUGCUGAGAUUGUGAAUGCCUUGGCACUUCUCCUCCUCCUCCUCCUGAACCUCUUCUUGAUUGGCCGACAAGAGAGGCUGAAGCGCAGAGAGGUUGAGAGGAGGCUCCGGACUAUCAUUGACAAGAUAAACGAUACCCUAGAAAAUGGCAAAGAGCCAAAGUGGCCAGACUCCAUGUACCCAGACCUUCACAUGCCUUUCGCCCCAUCCUGGUCACUCCACUGGGCCUACAGGGAUGGUCAUCUUGUAAACCUACCCGUCAGCCUGUUAGUAGAGGGAGAUGUUAUUGCUCUGAGACCAGGGCAGGAGUCUUUUGCGUCUCUGAGAGGGAUUAAGGAUGAUGAACACAUUGUUCUGGAGCCAGGAGACUUGUUUCCUCCUUUCUCUCCUCCACCUUCCCCAAGGGGUGAAGUGAAGAAGGGACCUCAGAAUCCUCAGCUGUAUCGUCUCUUUCGUGUCCUAAAGACCCCAGUGAUUGACAAUGUCAGGUGGUGUCUGGACAUGGCUCUGUCACGUCCUGUGACAGCUCUGGAUAACGAGAGGUUCACGGUGCAGUCAGUGAUGCUGAAGUAUGCUGUUCCUAUUGUACUGGCUGGCUUCCUGAUCACCAAUGCUGUGCGCUUCAUUUUUGUGGCUCCUGGAAUUGCAUCCUGGCAGUACACUCUUCUUCAGCUGCAGGUGAAUGGUGUGUUGCCCAUCCUUCCACUGCUCUUUCCUGUCCUAUGGGUUCUUGCUACAGCCUGUGGAGAAGCCAGAGUCCUAGCCCAGAUGAGUAAGACCUCGUCCAUCUCACUGCUGAAUAAGUUUUCAGAGGACACACUCAGCAGCUACACAGAGAUGGUAUCUUCUCAGGAAAUGCUACGUUGUAUCUGGAGCCACUUUCUGUGUGUUUUAAAAGGCAAGUCUCCAACACUCAGCUUCACCUCCAGCUUACUUCACAGCCUGGGAUCUGUCACUGUGCUUUGCUGUGUAGACAAGCAGGGGAUACUAUCGUGGCCAAAUCCCAGUCCGGAGACAGUUCUGUUCUUCAGUGGGAAGGUGGAAGCCCCUAAUGAUAGCCAUGAAGACCUGACGGAUGAGCUCUCCACACACUCCUUCUGCCACCCAGAAAUCGACGAGGAGCCCCAUGAGAGAGAUGCUCUGCUCUCUGGUCCUAUGAUGGAUUUGGUCCACGUUGCCAAUGAACAGGAGAGAAACGACUGGCCUAGUGAUACCCCAAAAUCUUCUGAUGUCCAUCUCCACAGAAAGCCAAACAGCAGAAGCAAGCAUCCAUCAGGGUCCAAUGUGAGCUUCAGCAAAGACACGGAUGGAGGCGAGGAGGUGACAACCCAGGCUUGUGGUGACAGCGAGGGACUCGCAUGUGAGGCUGAAGACUUUGUGUGUGACUACCACCUCGAAAUGCUCAGCCUGUCCCAGGACCAGCAGAACCCUUCCUGUAUCCAGUUUGACGACUCCAACUGGCAGAUGCACCUAACCUCCCUGAAGCCCCUGGGCUUGAAUGUGCUGCUCAACCUCUGCAAUACCAGUGUGACAGAGCGUCUGUGCCGCUUCUCAGACCACCUCUGCAACAUUGCCCUCCAGGAGACCCACAAUGCCGUGCUGCCUGUCCAUGUGCCCUGGGGGCUCUGUGAGCUCGCCAGGCUAAUAGGUUUUACACCUGGUGCCAAAGAGCUUUUCAAGCAGGAGAAUCACUUGGCCCUGUACCGCCUGCCAACUGAUGAGAUGGUGAAGGAGACAGUACUGGGAAAACUGUCUUCCAUCACCAAAAGGAGACCGCCUUUGAGUCACAUGAUCAGCCUUUUUGUUAAGGACACCACCACCAGCACUGAGCAGAUGCUUUCUCAUGGGACAGCUGACAUAAUUCUUGAGGCCUGCACAGACUUCUGGGAUGGUGCUGAUAUCUACCCCCUCUCCGGUUCUGACAGGAAGAAAGUAUUGGAUUUCUACCAGCGAGCAUGUCUCUCAGGCUAUUGUUCUGCCUUUUCCUACAAGCCAAUGCACUGUGCCUUGUCCUCCCAGCUCAAUGGCAAGUGCAUAGAACUGGUGCAGGUCCCUGGACAGAAUGCCAUCUUCACAUCCUGUGACCUUCCUGGGACUGUGCCCAUCAAACAGAGCAGCAGGAGAAACAGCUGGAGCUCUGAUGAAGGGAUCGGGGAAGUGAUAGAGAAGGAGGAUUGUAUCCAGGCUCUGAGUGGCCAGAUCUUCAUGGGAAUGGUCUCGUCUCAGUACCAGGCCCGACUUGACAUCGUCCGCCUCAUUGAUGGGCUGGUCAAUGCCUGUAUUCGUUUUGUCUAUUUUUCCCUGGAAGAUGAACUGAAGAGUAAGGUGUUUGCUGAGAAGAUGGGGCUGGAGACUGGCUGGAACUGCCAUAUAUCCUUAACGCCCAAUGGAGAUGUGCCUGGGUCGGAGAUUCCUCCCUCUAGCCCCAGCCAUGCAGGAUCUUUGCAUGAUGACCUGAAUCAGGUCUCUCGAGAUGAUGUGGAGGGUCUUCUGCUGAUGGAAGAGGAAGGGCCCUUGGAUCUCAUCAGCUUUCAGCCAACAGACAGUGAUAUCCCCAGCUUCCUGGAGGACUGCAACAGGGUGAAUUUGCCUAGGGGGAUCCACCAGGUGAGACCUCACCUGCAGAACAUUGACAAUGUGCCUUUGCUGGUGCCUCUCUUUACGGAUUGCACCUCAGAGACCAUGUGCGAGAUGAUCAAGAUCAUGCAGGAGUACGGAGAGGUGACCUGCUGUCUGGGGAGCUCUGCCAACCUGCGGAACAGCUGCCUCUUCUUGCAGAGUGACAUCAGCAUCGCGUUGAAUCCUCUCUAUCCAUCCCGCUGCUCCUGGGAGACUUUCGGCUACACCACAAGCACUAACAUGACACAAGUCUCCGAUGACCUUACACCCCUGCAGCUCUCAGGCCAUCUCAAUAGCUUGCCCUGCUCCUUGUCCUUCCACCAGGAAGAGAGCAUCAGCAUCAUCCGACUUAUAGAACAGGCCAGGCAUGCGACAUACGGGAUCCGCAAGUGUUUCCUCUUCCUGUUGCAGUGCCAGCUCAUGCUGGUGGUCAUUCAGUUCCUCUCCUGCCUGGUGCAGCUGCCACCCAUUCUGAGCACCACAGACAUCUUAUGGCUCUCCUGUUUCUGUUACCCGCUGCUAAGUGUCUCUCUCCUGGGGAAGCCCCCCCACAGCUCCAUCAUGUCCAUGGCAACCGGGAAAAAUUUAACCUCCAUUCCUAAAAAGAGCUCCCUGCUGAAAUUCAGCCUGCCCAUCUGCUCCUGCCUCGUCUGCUUUGGAUUCACACUGCACGAGUCUUGCAAAGGGAUGAACGCCACCAGCCUCAACCUCACCUCUUGCUCCUCCAUCAUGGUGCACAGUGACGCUGACGGUGCCCCUGACUGGUUUGGAAAGUUUUCCAAUGCUCUCCUCUUAGCACAGAAGCUCACAGCUGGUCUGAUUGUUUUGCACACUGUCUUUAUAUCCAUCACCCACGUCCAUCGCACCAAACCGCUGUGGAAAAAAAGCCCCUUCACUAACAGAUGGUGGACGCUGACUGUGGGUGUCGUGUUGCUGGGACAGGUGAUGCAGACGGCUCUGGAUCUGAAGCUGUGGACAAACGUCGCCUCUCCGUUAACCUUUCACGAUGUUCACAUCUCCCUGGUCUCGUGGCUCUUGGGUUUCCACUCUCUCAUCCUCGUGGUGAUUGUCAACGAGAUCGUCAAACUCCACGAGAUCCGAGUGCGGGUCCGUUACCAAAAGAGGCAGAAGCUGCAGUUCGAAACCAAACUGGGGAUGAAUUCUCCGUUCUGAGCCCCGCCAGCAGCAGUCCUGUGGAGAUGCCGCGUGGGGCGAGGGGCGUACGCUCCCAGCCCUGCAGUCUUGACCCGUGCGGCGGGAGUGAUGGCGCUGGAGGCUUUGGAAGGCUUCCCUUCCGCACCUGGACCCAGCAGGGCUCCUAGCCAAGCAGCAACGGAACCAAGAGAAGCCACUGCCGGAGCUGUGCCCGGGAGCAGGUCUGAGGCCCCUUGCUGUGCUCCAGGGGAGCGGGCGCUCUGGCUGCCCUGCAGGCUGCUGUUCCUUUUUAGUUAUUUAUUUUUAGUACCAUGACGACCUUGAAAUGAAGCAAUUUCCCCUUGCGGAUUCUUCUCCAGGAUGAGCUGGGACCGUGCAGAUCAGGGCCCCCGGCGGGGCUGCCAGGCCUGUUGGGAGAGGCGAGAGGAUGAUGGGGGGGAAUCCAGGGCUGCUGGCGUAGGAGAUCCCCAGCCACAACCCUCCUGCUAGUUUGCCCUUUUUCUUAAAGGAUUUGAUUUCGUGGGACUCCCCAGCUCCCAUCUUGGCCGCCCUUCUCUGCGCUCCCCUGGGGCAGAGCCUCUUGUCUCCUGCAGCUCUGUGAGCGCUGCUGAUCAGAAGCAGCCUUUCUCCAACGCGGGUUCUGCUCAAGCUCCCCAGCCCCACACUGGGUGCACAUAGAAGCCUCCUCUUCUCUGUCUGCAGUGUCAGGCCUGCCCUCUAGUGGAUGGCACCUGGAGAGAGGCAUGGUCCAGUUGCGGGCUCCUGGGGUCCCAAACAUGUGGAAGUGGGGAUGGAGGCAGGUCUUUAAGCAGAGUUUGUUUGAAUCCCGCAAUAGGGUCCUGGCCCUGCUUGUUUCAGGUGGAGAGGGAGUGCCCUUUGGGGAUACAGCCAAAGCGCGCCAGCUUAAUUUUCUCAGCCUGGCCAGCUUCCGCAUGUUGCGGGGAGACUCCCUUAACGCUAGCCCCAGACAAGGCUGCUUUACAGUUGUCUCCCUCGUUUUGGUGGAUUUCUGGUCUCUUUCACUGAGACUUGCAGAUUACCCUGUCUGAGACCAAGGGCUGGGAGAGGAUGGGGGUGUUUGCAUCUGGCUAAGCGAAGCUGUCUGCCCCAGGAAAGGUGUCUGCAGUUGCCUUCGAUUUCAGGGGCCCCAGCCUUUCCUGGAAGCAGGUGUGUUGUUGACAGGCAGGUCCAGCAACAGGAUUUCCCUGCUGCUUGCGAUUGUGACUGACAAGCAGGUUGGGAAACGGCUGCCUUCCCGAUGCGGUGCUGUGGGAUCAUGUCCUUUUGUGCUAGUGUUUCAGAAUAUCCUCCUCCGAGCACCAGGUCCUCAUGGCUUCUGAUUAUAGGAAAGUUGGUUCGUUAGUGAGUAGCUCUGCCAUGCUGCGUCCCCAACCCCUCACCUACUGCCAGGGAAGCCCCCUGAACUAGGAAACAGUUUCAUGAGGGGGCUUAUCUAUCCCCGCCACAGCAUGUUGGCAUGGAUGCAGGCUACAGCGGGGGUAAAAAAGCCCCAGAGUAGAGAAGCCUGGGGUGGCAGAAGCCCCUUUGCACCUUUGCACAGAGCUGGUGCCAGCUCUGGCUGCAGACUGGAAUGUGUGAGUCUGUUUAACAGACCACUCCCGCUGCUGACACUGAGCCAGUGAUGGAAUUUACUCCUUCCCAGACUUGGAGGCCAGACCAAGUCAGGCAAAUCCUGGCUCCAUCUGUGCUCCCAUAGUAACGUCACAAAACACAGAUGUCACCUUGGGCCUGGAGCAGAGAGGAGUAGCUGUUGAUCAUUUCCUGACAGAUGGGGAAGGGUGGAGGAUCCCAAGCCAGUUCCCUGGUGCUCCACUUUGUCAGCCUUGUGUUUCAAUGAGAGCAAUAAUAAAACCAUGGAUGAUCCACAAUAUCCAAUGUGAAGUAAACAGCCCCACUGUCCCAAAUAGGGGGUGGAGGUGAGAGAAGGGGUGUUUGCACAUGCAGGCACCACUGUGUGAAUAAAUACACUGGAAUAGCUGGGGUGUGGUUUUGUGAAUGAGGGGAUGGGGUUAGUGGGCAGUUCUGCUCUGGUCCUUAGCAGUCUGUCACUGCUAGCAUGAACUUGGUCAAAUAUAGUAAGUGAAGGAGACUCUGCCUUUCCAGUGCAGUCUAGCCCAUGCCUUCACUACACUGGGGAAUUGCACCAUGUUAGACAUAUGCAUUGGUAAGCAUGAUGCUAAACAGGACUUGGCAUCUGGUACAGACAGGAACAAAGAAUGUUUUAAAAUGUGUUGGCUGAUUCUGGGAGAAUCCUGGAGUUCACCAUGUUUGAACACAACUGUAUUUGUCCAGGUUAAGGGCAAAAUCAUGCCUAGUAUCAUGUUAACUUUCUAGUUGUUCUGGUUUCCCAAUGUAGUCAAGGCCCAAAGGGGGCAACCGAAGGGAACUAACGAGGACUUUGAAAAGAUUCGUCUGCAUCCCCAAGCACAGAGUGCAGCCACGAUUAAAGCCCUCACGUCUGCAACGCUGUCAGGCUUGCAUGGGAUAACCACGCUAGGCAGCGGAGAACUCUGAUCCAUGGCCAUUAGGUAAAGCAGAGUUUUCUGUGGUUCCAGCCUGAAGUGUAACCAGGUAAAACCAGCCCCUUCAUUCUCUGUAGCUGUCUGUCUGCAUGUAGCCAGUCACGUGUGCUCACUUCCCAAACCAGACUAAGCCUUCUACUGUUUUUUACUCCUUUUAGGCCUGCAGGGCUGAGAGAGCUCCAGGAGAGUGAGUUGGAGCUGGCCCCAGGGCACAUGUUUAACUAAAUUCCAGUUGCAAAAUUGGUGAUGCCUGAGACAGCAAGAACCCAGCUUGGUUUUCAGAGCUCAAUGUGAAUUUGCAGAGUUGGCAAGUAGGAAAAAAAAUCUCCCUUUCCUUGCAAGCUGAGCUGAUUUGAACAAGAGUCAGAUGCAAACAUGUUAUUCUCCCAGAGCCCCCCUUAAAGCCGCAGAGGUCUGUUUUCAAGGAUCUGAGCACUUAGCUUGUUUCAUAGCAUGAUUUUACAGGCAGCAGCUGCCAAAGUUCAGAACUGGCCUGUCCGUUUUCUAGACCCUCAAGGGGGCGUGUCCUGUAGAUUUCCUUUUCUGUGGUAAUCACUUUGAAAAUAGCUCUCUUGGCACUCUCUCCCCUUCCCCAGGAGCCAGAAUAUUAGAAGAAUUGAGCCUUCUUGGUAGUCAUCUUUCUGCAUAGACCUGGUCACCUCACACCUUCUCCCCCCUUAGCAAGCCAGGGUUUCAGAAAGGCAUGAGUGCACGGCUUUGGAAAUGAAUUUCCGACACCGAAAUGUUUUUAAAUGGUGUAUAUUUUAUAUUGAAAAUUAAAACUUUUUGGAUGUAUGUAAAAAAAAAUUUGAUUUGUAUUAAAACUUGUAAAUUGUGUAAAAAAACCACAAGCCCCCAAUGUAUGAAUGGCAAUAAAUGAUUGUCUUUGAUACUGUGUAU
Pelodiscus sinensis (Chinese soft-shelled turtle) is the source of this 7641-nucleotide messenger RNA. Lineage: Eukaryota; Metazoa; Chordata; Testudines; Trionychidae. The record is from RefSeq and is a predicted model, not a curated record.